UCGAAGCGUGGCUUUUGUUUUGCACGUCCCUUGAUCACGUCCGCGCACGAUUCUCGUUUUUUGAAACUUUUUGUACGUAAAAAUCGCGAUAAAAUGAAGCACGGCAAUAAGAACCAGCCUUCCGCAGCUUCCAACGGUGCAGAAACUUCUAGCGCUCGUCCGGUUCCGCCAAUUGACAGCAGUCCCAUCCGGAAAUAUACAGACAAUGGUCAAAAACUUUUGCUGGACGCUAUGAGAGCUGCUCUUGCGUUACCGGCUGGUAAAUCCCGCGACUUGUACUCAACACAUCCGUCAUUUGUUAGGAUAAUGGAUCGUCAUGCCAAUUCGGUACUGCAUACCAUUUCGGACGUUCUGAAGAUGCAAGAAAUCAAGGGAAAUAUUGUGGUGCGUGAUCAUGAAGAGAAAUUCGAACUUCUGCAGGAAUUCAACGACACAAUUCUCGAGCGAAUCAACUCCAACCUGGACGAAAUAGCCGGAAUUAAGAAGAAGCACGAAACCGUAUUGGUACACAGUGAGAUUCAAAUGCCUGCGGAACCACGGCACCAACUGAGCGGUACAUGGAAUAACAGAAAUAAAUCGGCGCCAGCUACGGCUAUGACAGCUACAUUGAUAACCGGAACGAAUAUAGCCAGACCACAAAUUAAUUUCAAAGACCCAGUUGAUAAUUCGCCACUGCAUCCAUUUGUACCGAAGAUUAAGGAUAAACCAAACUCUAUCAAACCGCUAGCCAUUCUACCUGAGUACGACGAAGCAGGCAACGUGGUUAGCUAUCUUCAUCCGUACGAAGUCGAGCUAGAUCGGUUUGAGCCUUCGAAGGAAGUACUGAAGCCAGUUGAACCAACAGAACCGUUAAUGCUCGAAGAUACGCCACUUUCCGUUAUCGACAAACAUAGGCAGAUACCAGCUUUACUUAAUGAACUGAAGCUAGCCAAAGAACUAGCAAUUGAUUUGGAGCAUCAUUCUUAUCGUACCUUUCAAGGUUUCACCUGUUUAAUGCAAAUAUCUACUCGAAGUAAGGAUUACAUUAUCGACGCUCUUGCCCUUCGCGAGGAGCUGCAGGUUCUGAAUGAAGUUUUUACUGAUCCGAAGGUGGUAAAAGUGUUGCACGGUUCGAUAUGUGAUAUCGAAUGGCUUCAGCGGGACCUGGGUUUAUAUAUUGUCAACAUGUUUGAUACGGCGGAGGCUGCAAAGGUUUUGGAAUUCUCCAGAGUUGGACUGCAGUUUCUACUAAAGCACUACUGCAACAUUGAUACGGACAAAGCGUACCAACUUGCUGACUGGCGCAUCCGACCACUGCCCGACAAUUUUAUUGAGUAUGCCCGUAAGGAUACUCACUAUUUGUUGUACAUUUACGAUUGCAUGCGUAACGAGCUGAAUGCGAAAGGUGCCAGUUUUUUGCAGACCGUUUACAACAAAUCUACCUUUCUGUGCAAGCAGCGAUACGAGAAACCAGUGAUUAAUUUGGAUACAAUCAUGAGCAUCUAUCGUCGCUCGAGGCAUGUAUUCGAUCAACGUCAGAUGUACGCCUUCCGGGAGAUUCUCUACUGGCGAGACAAAAUCGCACGCCAAGAGGAUGAAUCCCCUGGCUAUGUCCUGCCGCAGCAUAUGGCUCUGGAUAUCGCGUCAAAGUUACCCCGGGAAAUGCAAGGCAUAAUUGCUUGCUGUACGCCGGUGCCUUCCCUUGUACGUCAGCAUCUGCAUACUCUUCAUCAGAUUAUUCUGAAGGCGCGGGAUAUUCCGCUUAACAAAACCGUUCCGCAGGACAUCGAACGGCAAACGGACACUCGGCAUAAAAUUCAAUCCACUUUCGACAUAAAUAAUCCUCUAUUCUGUCCGCACGACACCAGUCACCAGAGUGCACACCUGGAAACGAACUUACCCACCCUUUUGGAUGCAGCGUCCGGAAAGAUUUCGAUGUACGAAAAAGUUAUGGUAGAUUUGCUCAAGGAACGUCCCGAGGCUAGCGUGUUUGAGAAAUCGAAAACGCGGACGUUGGAUGAGAAAGGUAGACUGAUUUUAGGUGACACCGUAGGAGAGGAUUCUAAAAUCGUUAAGUUUAUCGAACUAUACUAUCAGAAAAAUCAAUUCGCAGGCGAUCAGAAAGCAAACGAAACACGGCAUCUAUCCUACCAGGACCGCAAAUUUAACACACCUUACGAACGCCAUCUUGAAGCACGCCGAAAUCGUGAGCUAAACGAACCGGAGCCAGUUGUGCCACCGCUGCAGAUAAAAGAGGAGGUCGACGAGUUUGAAACAAGUACCGUAGUCAAGCAGGAAACGAAACAGAAAAAUAUUGAAUCAGUGCCUCUAAAGACAUUGAAACGGAGGGAGGAUAGGAAAGUGAAACGAGAGCUGGAACAGACGGAGGAAACGUUAGAUAAAAUAAAAUUCAACGAUUACGAACCAGCUCAAAAGAAAGCAAAGGCAGACCGGCAAUCCAAAGGUGAUUAUCCGAUGCAGAUUAAACCGUUUGCGGGAGCGCUCAGAACCAACGUUAACGAUAAGGAUGCAGCCAGUGAUGAUAAUGAUGACGAUGAUAGAAAUCAGGCUAACAGCAGUAACAAUCAAACUGGCAGUUUUAGAGGUAACAAAAAAGGAAAAAAUAAAAAGAAAAAGUUUAGAAAACCUGGUCCAAUGAACGGUAAAGAUGCCAGACAAAAUUCCAACAAACCAGUUGCUUUCGAUUAUGAUAAGGUGGACUACUCACGGUUCCAAGGUGGAUCCAGACCAAUGCAGCAACACAAAGGAAGAGGAGGUAAAUUUGUUCGGAGGCCUGCCCAGAAUGAAGACUCCGCGCCCGCCGGUGAAGGUUCCAGCAGUGCUUCAAUGAGGAAAACUCUGCACCCGGAGAGUAGAAUAGCAAAGGGUGUUAAAAGAACUCAAAAGAUGUUCAACUUCAGUAGUAAUAUAUUGAAAAAGAAAUGAGUUCAUUUCGCAAGUAUCAACCAGAAAAAAUUGUAACAUUAGAUAAUUUUUUUUUUGCGAAAAAAAGAUUUAUGGUAUUA
Molecule: messenger RNA, 3005 nt
Organism: Topomyia yanbarensis
Lineage: Eukaryota; Metazoa; Arthropoda; Insecta; Diptera; Culicidae
Gene: Rrp6
Product: exosome component 10
Exons: 5
Coding region: 94-2925 (943 amino acids)
Biological process (GO): nuclear polyadenylation-dependent CUT catabolic process; histone mRNA catabolic process; nuclear polyadenylation-dependent antisense transcript catabolic process
Cellular component (GO): nuclear exosome (RNase complex); nucleolus
Molecular function (GO): 3'-5'-RNA exonuclease activity; nucleotide binding; nucleic acid binding
Source: RefSeq, a predicted model, not a curated record